Molecule: messenger RNA, 932 nt
Organism: Umbelopsis ramanniana AG
Lineage: Eukaryota; Fungi; Mucoromycota; Umbelopsidomycetes; Umbelopsidales; Umbelopsidaceae
Exons: 4
Coding region: 288-830 (180 amino acids)
Biological process (GO): maturation of SSU-rRNA from tricistronic rRNA transcript (SSU-rRNA, 5.8S rRNA, LSU-rRNA)
Cellular component (GO): preribosome, small subunit precursor; nucleolus; 90S preribosome
Source: RefSeq, a predicted model, not a curated record
CUUACCAAGUUCCUCCAGAGUAUGGAUUUCUAUCAAAGACUCUAAUUUUAUCAAAGUAACCUUCGUCUUUGAGCGACUUCGCACUGAUGAGACCACCGAUACCUGCUCCAAUGACAGCAACUCGUUUGAUUGCUCGAGGGAAUGGUGUAGUGGCGGCGAUAGAACCCAUAUCUUGUCAGCAAUCUGCAAAAGUUCCGUACGAAUGGCCGACCAGAAAGCCGUCACAAAAAAAGCUGCAUCUCAGCUGAGCAGUUUUUCCCCCCUCCAGAUCCAACUGACAGAUCAGUAUGCCAAAAGUUACCAGAACUAGAACUCGAUUACAUAAAGAGGCGGCUCCAAAGAUCAAGGAUAGGAAGUUUGCUGUAAAGGAGAAGGAAGUAUUGGAGAAAAUUGAUACAACUCACGAUGAGCCACAGAUUGAGACAACAGAAGCAGGACUAGAGGAGGAAGAUGGUCCAGUGAGUAAGCGUAUGAAGAGAAAAAUGCGACACGACAAUUGGAUGCAGAAGCUCGAUCAAACAUACAACAAGUUGGACAAAAAGAAGAAGAAGAAGGGAAAGAACUCCCUAGCAGUUGACCUUAAAGACUUUGGCAGUAUUCUCUCACAGAUCCAAACCACUGAUAAGCCAAGCGAAAGUUUUGUAAGAGGAGCUCAACCGGCACCCAAAAGUCCUUUCCCGGACACAAAUCCCAAAGUCACUCGUAAAAAGACUCGAAAAGCAAAUGCGCUGCAAGAAAUCAUUCGCUUCCAAAACGUCCUUCAGCAUUCUGCAUUCAAAUCAAAUCCCAUGGAAACCAUCAAACAGCAUGUUCAAAACACUUUCCAAUAGAAUAGCAUAGAAUAUAAUCGUCAGCAACUAUAUAUACAUAAAUUUUCACCAUUGUAACAUCAGCUUUGGGGAGCACUUCUUUGAACAUUACCAAAUUUGGAC